ACCCCACCGCACCUCUGCAUUGCCUCACGGCGAUCGAACUCUUUCUCUCUCUCUCUCGUUCGAUCGCCCGCCCCUGGCGCCAUCCACAUUAAUCGACAUCUCAGGAGCCACAGCUUGCUCGCUCGAGGCUUCUUCUUGGUCUGCCAGCUGCUGCUGCUUCUGCUGCUGCUGCUGCUGCUGCGGCGGGAGUGGCUGGGAUUGUAUCCGACGACCAUGACUCCUGCCGGGAGAGCGAUAGUUACGCUGUGCGUGGCGAGCGCCGCUAUCGUCAUUGCCGCAUCCUCGACUCCGUUUGCCCAGCAGGCCUCGUCACGUGAUGGCGGCUGCCGGCCGGGAUUCGCCGUGAGCCACGUCUGUGCGGACAUCCCGAAGAGUGUUCCGUCAGGCCACGUUAUCCUCACCCUCCCGUUCCGAUCGUGCGGCGGCAUGCCGGCGCCGACGUUCGCAGUGAGGCCGCGCUCUCUGCACGUGACCUCUCGCGGGGUGCUCAUGACGUCGCGACCUCUGACCCUGGCCGCGGGGUCGGAACUUCACGUGGCCGUGAGGGCGCGCGGCAUUCACGGUGGCAAAACGUGGAGGAGUGCAGCACGGGUUCUUGUGCGGUGCCACGCUCAGGAUGGUGCGGUGUCGUCUCGGUGCCCGAGCCGCGUUCGUCGAGAGUGGACAGUUCCAAAACCUUACGUCAACGAGAACGAUCCCGGCCCCUACCCGGCCUUCGUCACCAUGUACACAUCGGACAAAAUGAAGGCUCACAUGUACAAGCUCACGGGCCCCGGCGCGGAUGAGGAUCCCGUGGGGCUGUUCUACCUGGACGACCAUGGACGGAUAUACGUGAAGGAAGCUGUGGAUCGCGAGACGCUGAAAGUUUACCAAAUGUUUGUGCACGCGUACGACGAACAGGGCCACGAAGUCGAAAAUCCUGCCACGAUGACGGUGCUGGUGACCGACGUCAAUGACGAGACUCCGCAGUUCGUGGAGAAAAACUUCACGGGAACGGUGCUGGAGAACCAACCAGCCGGCACGACCGUAAUAAAUAUAGAGGCGACAGAUGGAGAUGAUCCAGCUACAGACCACGUCAUCAUCAUGUACACCAUCAUCUCCCAGAAGCCACCCUUACCCAAAGCGUUCACCAUCGACAGGAGCAGUGGCACCAUCACUACCCUGAUAAAACUGGACAGAGAGGCCGUGAGUCAGUUCCUGCUGGAAGUGAACGCCAGUGACUGCAACGGCUCCCCCAUAGGGCUCAGCAACACGACCACUGUGACCAUCAUCGUGGGGGACACAAACGACAGCCCCCCAGAGUUCACCUCCCCCAAGUACGAGGGGACGGUGCGGGAGAACGAGCUGGUGACGCAGGCGGUCUUGCUGGACAUUCGAGAUGCGGACGCUCCGGGCUUGCCCGCGUGGCGAGCCGUCUACACCGUCACUAGCGGCAACGAAGAGGGGCACUUCGCCAUUGCCACCGAUGCCAAGACCAACCAGGGCGUAUUGUCCGUCGUCAAGCCACUGAACUUUGAAGCGAUAACAACGGCUGACAAGACGGUUCCUCUCGUGGUGACGGUGGCCAACGAGGAGAAGCUCCUUCCCGGCGCGGUCGCAUCGUUGUCGUCGUCUGCCACGGUGCUCGUGCGCGUCACGGACGUCAACGAGGACGCGGCUUUCAUUCCGUCGGUGCGCAUGGUGGAGUGCGUCGAGGGGUCGCCGCUGGGAUCGCCGCUCGGGGUCUUCUCCGCGCAGGACCCCGACACUGGGACAACGCACAACUUCACCUACAAGAUCGUGUCAGACAAGGCGGGCUGGCUGGCGAUUGACCCAAGCACAGGAGCACUUAGCUUGGCUGGGGACGUGGACUAUGAAGACCCCGAGUACAUCCGCAAUGGGAAGUACAACGUGACCGUCAUUGCCAUCGAUGCAGGUCGCCCGGACUUCACCUGCACAGGAACGGUGGUUCUGAACAUUGUGGACGUCAACGACCAUGCUCCCAAGCUGGCGGGGCCUUUGUUUGCAACAGGGGCCUCAACGCCACACCUCUGCCUGGCCAGGCCUUCUGAGGGUCUUCCACUCAUGGCCACCGAUGAUGACUCGCCUGCUCAUGGGGCCCCCUUCUACUUUCAAUUGGUCAACAAGCCUCCCGGCACCGACGAGCUGUGGGAGGUCGUGACUCUGAACGCCACGAACGCGCGAUUGCAGGCACGCGUGACCCCCUCAGGCAAGGGCCCCCUGCCCGGGGUGCACCAGCUCUCGGUGCUGCUGAGGGACCGGGAAGGACUCGGAGAGGCGAGACAGAUCACCGUGCGUGCCUGUCACUGCUUGGGCCUACUCAAGGGCUCGGGUUGCGUGACUCCCGCUGGGUCGGUGGGCCUCGGAUUCGACGGCUUGGCCGCCAUUGUGUUCCCGAUCCUCACUCUGCUGCUGUUCGGAGUUCUCUACUGCUGCUUCUGCCGGCAGCCGCGACCGGCGCUGAAGGUCCCCGAUGUCUGGGCUGAGUCGCUCGUCCAGUACAACCAGGAGGGCGGUGGUGAGAAUGCAACGACUCUCUCAUCGCUGGUUAAUAAUCUCGACCGUGAUGCAACCUUCAGCAAACACGGUGGACUGUCCAGCCCCUGACAUCGGCGUGCUGCACAAGCCUCCAUCGGCCUUAAGUCGUGGAAGAUUCCAUGGGGUAACAGCUGUCAUCGGCACCCGUAAACGGAACCAAGUGGCUUCUACGCUCCCGCCGUUCGACUGUCUCCCAAUAUUCUUAGGUUUUUUCGGUAAAGUCACGUAGGUAAAAAAUAAAAAUUAAUAAAAGUAAAAUAAAAAUAAAAAUCACGGCGUUUCGGAGGCAACACAAGCUUCCGUCUUCAGGUGGAACCGUCACAGCCACGACAGCUGUAUCAAGUAAAUGAGAGAUUACAAGAGCUACCACUCCGUUUAUAUAAUGGUUGAAGAGGGGAAGGGCCAAGUACGGCACACUUUUUAUUAAUAUGGUAAGGUGAGGCUUAAGACUAAGAAUAGACUGCAUAACAAAAGACGGAGCCUUUGUUAUGGAGAGGUACGAUUUGUGACUACGCCUAGCCUACAUAACAAAA
Messenger RNA from Lethenteron reissneri (Far Eastern brook lamprey), 3071 nucleotides. Its product is annotated as cadherin-1-like. Gene Ontology annotation, molecular function: beta-catenin binding; calcium ion binding; cadherin binding. Gene Ontology annotation, cellular component: adherens junction; cytoplasm; plasma membrane. NCBI's taxonomy places the organism in Eukaryota, Metazoa, Chordata, Hyperoartia, Petromyzontiformes, Petromyzontidae. Gene Ontology annotation, biological process: adherens junction organization; calcium-dependent cell-cell adhesion; cell-cell adhesion mediated by cadherin. The record is from RefSeq and is a predicted model, not a curated record.